Molecule: messenger RNA, 3006 nt
Organism: Lodderomyces orthopsilosis Co 90-125
Lineage: Eukaryota; Fungi; Ascomycota; Pichiomycetes; Serinales; Debaryomycetaceae
Exons: 1
Coding region: 1-3006 (1001 amino acids)
Biological process (GO): calcium ion transmembrane transport; intracellular calcium ion homeostasis
Cellular component (GO): membrane; endomembrane system
Molecular function (GO): calcium:proton antiporter activity
Source: RefSeq, a predicted model, not a curated record
AUGUCUACACCUAUUGCUGGGGCGCUGCUGAAGCCAAAUACACAGAGAACAUUUAGUGAUGACCAACGUGAUCCUGGCUCGUCUGCUGUGCUGCUUGCUGGAAGUACUUCUAGGAAUAGGUCAACAAGUGUACAAAGAAGGAAGUCGAAACCAACUUUAAAAAAGCAAGGCAGCGUCAGCCAUCCCAAAUUGAUAUUUUCAGUUGAUGACGAUAUCAACGAACAAGCAGAUGAGAACGGAGAUAGACCCCAUGGAGAAGAGCAGGACAACAAGAUUAAAAACGACAAGGACUAUCUUGAAGGAUAUAAUGAUGCAUUGAGAGCGUUCCACCAAAGAAAAAGCAGCAAGAGUCCAAUGAGACUGUACCAAGAUAUUUCAGAAAGAACACCAUUGCGAACACCUGAUGAGUUGGCAGAUAUUGAGUCCGUUAUUGCAAGAGACUUGCAAGAGGCAGAGCAAAAUAUCAGGAGGUUGAAAGCAACAGACCCAAAGCGGUUUGGAAGUGUGGAUAAGCUAGACUUUAUAGAAAAUCACCAAGGCAAUGAAGAUGGCGAAGACAAUGAAGAUGCAGACGAAAACGGGUCAAUUCAUUCAAACUCGUCUACAGAAUCUUUGAAUUUAAAAGAUCGACAAAACGCCAUCAAUGAAACCCACCCUUUUGGUAUCAAGAUCUGGAAGCCUUCUUUGUACAAGAAGAAAAGAUCGGUUGCUACUAGAGCAGAUGAAGAUAUUCACGAUUUCGAUCCACGACGUCCAACCUCUUCAAGAAUUUUCUGGGGAGUAAGACUAACUAAUAUGAUAUGGAGUUUAACAGCUGGUUUGUUGAUCUAUGUGGCGUGCUUAAUUGGAGCAAUCUUUGUCUUUGUAUUUUCUGGUUUUGCCAUAAAUCCGGGCCUGCGAUUGUAUGUGAGAGCAUUUUUAAGAUUGGGGAGAUAUUGGCUAUACCCCUUUGGGAAGUUUGUUCUUUUGAACAAGGAUAAAAAUUACAUGGACGAGGAUCAAUUGGAGGGCAGAACCCUAAACGAGUUUCACCAAUGGCGAUUGCAGGAAGAAGGACGGCUCUUUUUUGCACCUCCUCGACGCUACACUGGCUCAGCGGAGGAGUCGGCCCCAUUGAUGAAAGAUCACAAGGGAAGACCUUUGAGGGAUGCGUACAACUCUUUAGCAACAGACAAUGAGCCGAAUGAGCAACGGCAAAAUGGGGAGGCAGACGAUAAUGAAGAAAGUAACGAUAUCAAGGUGAGAUUCUUUGGACGAGGAGACUGGACAGCAGGAAGAAUUGCGUUUUAUUUGUACUUUUACCUCAUUGUGCAACCUAUUUCCUACUUUUUUGGUUUCCUAAGUUGGUUGAUUGUCUUUACCAUCCCCAUGGCAAACAUCACCUCGACAUUGAACGAUCACGUUAGACGUCACCCAUUAGCUUUAGAUUUUGAAAUGGAAAAGGAGUAUUACAAAAGAAGAGAAAAGGACCCGUCUUUGAAGAAAAAGAAGCAGGUGAUUUUGUUGUGUACUUAUAGAUGCUGUGGUUGGCACUACUAUAAAUACACCAUGGAUGGUACAAACAUCUUUUUUAUUAAUUUGCUUUUCAUGGUUUUGUUUGUCAUCGUCGAUUUCUAUUUUUUGAAGGAGUCGUUGCGUUGGGACUCGUUCUUGACGGACUCAAACACCAUUUUCUGCUUGUGUUUAUUCUCGAUUAUUCCUUUGGCAUACUUUAUUGGUCAAGCAGUAGCGUCAAUUUCUGCACAGUCUUCUAUGGGUGUUGGUGCUGUCAUUAAUGCGUUUUUUUCAACAAUUGUCGAGAUUUUCCUUUACUGUGUAGCUUUGAAUCAAUCCAAAGGUAAAUUGGUGGAGGGUUCUAUGAUUGGAUCAAUACUUGGUGGUGUCUUACUACUCCCAGGGUUGUCCAUGUGUGGAGGAGCAUUGAAACGAAAGACACAGAGAUACAAUCCGCGAUCUGCUGGUGUUUCUUCAACAAUGUUGCUAUUCGCAAUGGUUACCAUGUUUGCUCCAUCGUUGUUUUACCAGAUCUAUGGCUCUUAUGAGAUCAAAUGCAGUGGAUGUGACGAAGGUAAGGGGCUUGAUGACUGCACUAAAUGUCGAUUUACCCAACCAUCAUUCACAUUGGAUCCUUUGUAUUAUAAAGUUGUUAAACCAUUUUCACUAAUUGUUGCGAUUGCUUUGUUUGCAGCAUAUGUUUGUGGGUUGUUUUUUACCUUGAGGACACAUGCUUCGUUGAUUUGGGCAACAAACUCACAUGAGGCGAUGAAGAAAGAGGAACAACAAAGAACUCCAAGCGUUGCAAAUGUGGCUGCCUUGGACCAAAGCAAGCCACAGCUGUCCCAACAAAGAUUGUCAAUAGCGCCAUCCCGCAAUUUGGACAGACGAUCCGUUGAAAGUAUAGUCUCUGCAUCAGAAGCAGAUGUAACCAAGGAAGGAAAGGAGGACUCAGAAGAAGGUGGGGGUCAUGAUGCUCCUAAUUGGUCAAAAAAGAAAUCAACAAUAAUCUUGCUAGGGGCUACUGUUUUAUAUGCCAUAAUCGCUGAAAUUCUUGUUGAUAAUGUGGAUUCCAUCCUUUCUGAUUUCCCAAUCGAUCCAAAAUUCUUGGGAUUAACAAUAUUCGCAUUAGUUCCAAAUACAACCGAGUUUUUGAACGCCAUUUCUUUUGCCAUUGGUGGUAAUGUUGCAUUGUCAAUGGAGAUUGGUAGUGCUUACGCAUUGCAAGUUGUUUUGAUACAAAUUCCUUGCCUCGUGGUUUAUUCUGUUUUGAAGAAUUUUAUCAAUGUCGAGCAAAUAUUUUCCCUAGUGUUUCCACGGUGGGAUAUCAUUGCCACAUUAAUUUCAAUUUAUUUAUUCACAUACAUCUAUGCUGAAGGGAAGUCAAACUACUUUAAAGGUGUUAUAUUAAUUUUGAUUUAUCUUGUCGUAAUGAUUGGAUUUUGGUUCAAUGGUAUCAUCGACGGAUUGGAUGAUGGUUUGGGCGAUUAUCUGGUGUUGCGAGGUCUUUGA